Molecule: messenger RNA, 1772 nt
Organism: Carassius gibelio (silver crucian carp)
Lineage: Eukaryota; Metazoa; Chordata; Actinopteri; Cypriniformes; Cyprinidae
Product: neuronal acetylcholine receptor subunit alpha-2-like
Exons: 6
Coding region: 75-1619 (514 amino acids)
Biological process (GO): signal transduction; chemical synaptic transmission; regulation of membrane potential
Cellular component (GO): postsynaptic membrane; neuron projection; synapse
Molecular function (GO): transmembrane signaling receptor activity; acetylcholine-gated monoatomic cation-selective channel activity
Source: RefSeq, a predicted model, not a curated record
CGCUCAGAGAGUCUCAGAGAGCCAAGGCAGCACUGCAACAAUCAUGACUGUCUUCUAGACUUCUGCAUACAGAUAUGUAUCAUUUCAAAUUAAUUUUGAAGAAUCUGUCGCUGUUGUUCAUUUUUGUGGAACACGUUAAACCUGCAGUAUUCUCAGACGGCUGGAAGCAUGCAUAUGCAGAAGACAAACUCUUUAAAAAACUCUUCAUCGGAUAUAAUAAGUGGUCCAGACCGGUGCGGAACAUCAGUGAUGUUGUUAUCGUCAAAUUUGGCCUGUCGAUUGCCCAGCUUAUUGAUGUGGAUGAGAAAAAUCAAAUGAUGACAACAAACGUUUGGCUGAAACAGGAAUGGAAUGAUUAUAAACUGCGCUGGAAUCCAUCUGAAUUUGAUAAUGUGACGUCUAUUAGAGUCCCGUCAGAGAUGAUUUGGGUGCCUGAUAUUGUCUUAUACAAUAAUGCAGAUGGUGAGUUUGCGGUGACCCACAUGACCAAAGCCCACCUGUUCCACACAGGAAAAGUGAGUUGGGUUCCUCCAGCCAUCUACAAGAGCUCCUGCAGCAUUGACGUCACCUUCUUCCCAUUCGACCAACAAAACUGCAAGAUGAAGUUCGGCUCCUGGACCUACGACAAGGCCAAGAUUGACCUGGAGCAGAUCGAGAGCACCGUGGACCUGAAGGACUACUGGGAGAGCGGCGAGUGGGCCAUCGUCAAUGCCGUGGGAACCUACAACACAAAGAAAUACGACUGCUGUCAUGAGAUCUACCCGGACAUCACCUACUUCUUCAUCAUCCGCCGUCUGCCUCUGUUCUACACCAUCAACCUCAUCAUUCCCUGCUUGCUCAUUUCGUGUUUGACCGUGUUGGUGUUCUACCUGCCGUCAGACUGUGGAGAGAAGAUCACCUUGUGCAUUUCCGUCCUCCUUUCCCUCACAGUUUUCCUGUUGCUCAUCACCGAAAUCAUUCCCUCGACGUCUCUAGUCAUUCCACUGAUUGGAGAGUACCUGCUCUUCACUAUGAUCUUCGUCACCCUCUCUAUAGUCAUUACUGUUUUUGUGCUUAACGUGCACCAUCGUUCACCAAGCACACAUAAAAUGCCCCGCUGGGUCCGUUCGGUGUUCCUGGACCUCAUUCCCCGCUGGCUCUUCAUGAGACGCCCGGAACCUGAUCAGAAACGCCGCAAUACGGCCAACCCCAGCACGUCCAAAAGCUGGCUUCAGCAGGAGACGGAUGUGGACGGGCUGAACUCUCAGGACAUGGAGUUCGUGUUAGGGAUGGGAAUAUCAACGUCCAUCUCGCCCCCAUCUGCCAGGCCUCUGCAUCUGUCCGACUCGCAGCCUUUACUCCAGCAGUUGGGACAUGUGAUGAACCAGCAUCCAGCAAAGCUUACAUAUCUCAUGUCAGACCACAGUCUGACCUUCUCACCGUGUGUCCAACGAGCUCUGGACGGGGUUCGGUACAUCGCUGAUCACCUGCGUGCUGAGGAUGAAGACUUCUCAGUCAAGGAGGACUGGAAAUACGUGGCAAUGGUGUUUGACCGGAUCUUUCUGUGGAUGUUCAUCAUCGUGUGCCUGCUGGGAACGGUCGGCCUCUUCUUACCUCCCUGGAUAUCAGGAAUGAUCUAAACGCUCGCUUUAAGAGCUGAGAUACUGUACAGACCGACAUCUAUCGCUCCUAUAAAGACUUCCCUGAUGGAAGCCAAGGCUUCUCUUCCAGCGACCAUUACAAACAUUUGUUAUAUGAAAAAGGUUUUUUAUUUCUUCCAGGGAUUAUUUGAG